This is a messenger RNA of Anoplopoma fimbria (sablefish), 1023 nucleotides long. Its product is annotated as glutathione S-transferase A-like. Gene Ontology annotation, cellular component: cytoplasm. The record is from RefSeq and is a predicted model, not a curated record. Gene Ontology annotation, molecular function: glutathione binding; glutathione transferase activity. Bases 62 to 745 code for a protein of 227 amino acids. NCBI's taxonomy places the organism in Eukaryota, Metazoa, Chordata, Actinopteri, Perciformes, Anoplopomatidae. The transcript is spliced from 6 exons.
UCGUGCGGUGGUUCAAUGGUGAGUCCUUCACGUUUCGUUACACUGACUUCUGUCCGUACCCAUGUCCAUGGCCAAGUCGAUGAGUCUGCUCUGGGGGACUGGAUCCCCUCCCUGCUGGCGAGUGAUGAUCGCCCUGGAGGAAAAGAAGCUGCAGGGCUACAAACGCAAGCCGCUGUCUUUUGAGAAAGGAGAGCACAAAUCCCAGGAAGUCUUGGAAAUCAAUCCGAGAGGACAGCUCCCUGCAUUCAAACAUGGUAACAACAUACUGAAUGAGUCCUGUGCGGCAUGUUUAUACCUGGAGAAUCAGUUCAAGUGUCAGGGCAACAAGCUGAUCCCUGACAAUCCUGCAGAACAGGCACUGAUGUACCAACGCAUGAUGGAGGGUCUCGCCUUCACUGAUAAACUCAAUUCAGUCAUCUACUAUGAAUGGGUUGUCCCUGAAGAGGAGAGACAUGAUUCUGCUGUAAAGAGAAACAGGACAGAUCUGACCACUGAACUCAAACUCUGGGAGGAUUACUUGCAGAAGGUGGCUGCAGGCUCAUACCUGGCGGGGGCCUUCUCUUUGGCCGAUGUGAUCGUCUUCCCAAACAUAGCUUAUGCGUUUCGUUUUGGGCUCUCUGUUGGACGUUACCCCAAACUGGCCAAAUAUUACAGCCUGUUGAAGGACAGACCCAGCAUUAAAGCCAGCUGGCCUCCACACUGGCUGGCCAGUCCACAAGGUUUUGACAUCCUCAAGGAUCUCUGAAACACAUACAGUUUUUUUUUGGAUUUUUUAUUUUUAUUUUUUUUCGACAUUGUAGAUUAAUAUUGAAGACAUCCAAACUAUGAAGGAACACAUAUGGAAUUAUGUGGUAAACAAACAAAUGCUCAACAAACCAGAAUAUGUUUUAUAUUUUACAUUCUACAAAGUAGUUGAAUGAGAAGGUGUGUCCAAACUUUUGACUGCUACUGUACAUUUUGCCUUCAUUAUUUUAUUACUGUGAAUUAGUUAAUCUGCCAAAAAAAAUAAACAAUAAAACUAUU